Messenger RNA from Pygocentrus nattereri (red-bellied piranha), 4996 nucleotides. It is a transcript of the gene grna, whose product is annotated as granulin a. Gene Ontology annotation, cellular component: extracellular region. The transcript has 25 exons. The record is from RefSeq and is a predicted model, not a curated record. Bases 101 to 3490 code for a protein of 1129 amino acids. NCBI's taxonomy places the organism in Eukaryota, Metazoa, Chordata, Actinopteri, Characiformes, Serrasalmidae.
CUGCAGCGUCCACGGAGGAGAGAGGAGAGGAUACCAGGAGCUUCUGAGGGAGAUUGCUUGUCAUUUUGCCUAGAAGAGCUCCUGGAGACCCACUUUUCUCAUGCAUUUAAAAAUGCUGAGGUUAACGUUAGCCUUGGCCUUGCUGAACCUGGUGGUCGGCUCAAAGUGUCCCAGUCAGCAGCUGUGUGGGGACCAGCAGACAUGCUGCCAGGUCCAGUCCUCUGGAGAGUACAACUGCUGCCCCUUCCAUCAGGGAGAGUGUUGUGAGGACCACCUACACUGCUGUCCUGAGGGGAUGUUGUGCCAAACACCACAAUCCAAGUGUACAAACUCGACUCACUCUCUGCCCUGGACUGAGAGGAUAUCUGCCAAAAAGACUGACCUCGCUAAAUCAUUCAGAAUGAUCAGCUCUUCUGUGGCCAGCAAGGAUAACAUCAUCUGCCCGGAUAAUACUUCCUGCCCAGCGGAGUUCUCCUGUCUGAAGCUGUUUGAUAGAUACAGCUGCUGUCCUGUCACACAAGGCAUCAUCUGCACGGAUGGAAAACACUGCUGUCCAAACGAUCAUGAGUGCACUGUGGACAGCACCUCCUGCAUCAAAAAGAAAGCAGAACCUGUCCGGGCUGUUAGGUGUGCUGAUGGUGUGUCAGAGUGCCCAGUGCAGACUUCGUGCUGUGCGACUGCAGACGGAGGGUGGGGCUGUUGCCCCAUGCCCAGGGCUGUGUGCUGUGCAGAUAAAGUGCACUGUUGUCCAGAAGACAGCGUCUGCCAUGUGAACAGCUCUAAAUGUGUGACCUCCACCAAGCAGGAGCUGCCCAUGUGGGCCAAAUUCCCUGCCCGGCUGAGAGCAGACUGGGAGGACCGCAAACCUGAAGCAGUGACCCCAAAGAUGACCACUGAACAACCGGAAACCUCUACGACAUCACGGAGCACUGCUGCUACUACUACCACUAUGACUAUUGCUGUUUCAAAGGGUGCUGAUGUUCCCUGUAACGACACUGUGGGCUGUGCUGAUGGAGACACAUGCUGUAAGAAUGCUCAAGGAGAUUGGAGCUGCUGUCCUUUACCUGAGGCCGUGUGCUGUGAUGACUUUGUGCACUGCUGUCCUCAUGGGAAAAAGUGUAACGUCGCUGCCAUGACAUGUGAGGACCCCUCAGGUUCCGAGCCCUGGCUGGAGAAGAAGCCCAGCCGACCAAUCAGAGGACGGAAAGUUCCAAAGACCAAAGGUGCUGAUGUUCCCUGUAACGACACUGUGGCCUGUCCUGAUGGAGACACGUGCUGUAAGACCGCUCAGGGAGAUUGGAGCUGCUGUCCUUUACCUGAGGCUGUGUGCUGUGAUGACUUUGUGCACUGCUGUCCUCACGGGAAAAAGUGUAACGUUGCUGCUGGGACAUGUGAGGACCCCUCAGGUUCUGAGCCCUGGCUGGAGAAGAAGCCCAGCCGACCAAUCAGAGGAUGGAAACUUCCAGAAACCAAAGGUGCUAAUGUUCCCUGUAACGACACUGCGGCCUGUCCUGAUGGAGACACGUGCUGUAAGACCGCUCAGGGAGAUUGGAGCUGCUGUCCUUUACCUGAGGCCGUGUGCUGUGAUGACUUUGUGCACUGCUGUCCUCAUGGGAAAAAGUGUAACGUCGCUGCUGGGACAUGUGAGGACCCCUCAGGUUCCGAGCCCUGGCUGGAGAAGAAGCCCAGUCUACCAAUCAGAGGACGGAAACUUCCAAAGACCAAAGGUGCUGAUGUUCCCUGUAACGACACUGCGGCCUGUCCUGAUGGAGACACGUGCUGUAAGAACGCUCAGGGAGAUUGGAAGUGCUGUCCUUUACCUGAGGCCGUGUGCUGUGAUGACUUUGUGCACUGCUGUCCUCAUGGGAAAAAGUGUAACGUCGCUGCUGGGACAUGUGAGGACCCCUCAGGUUCCGAGCCCUGGCUGGAGAAGAAGCCCAGUCUACCAAUCAGAGGACGGAAACUUCCAAAGACCAAAGGUGCUGAUGUUCCCUGUAACGACACUGCGGCCUGUCCUGAUGGAGACACGUGCUGUAAGAACGCUCAGGGAGAUUGGAAGUGCUGUCCUUUACCUGAGGCCGUGUGCUGUGAUGACUUUGUGCACUGCUGUCCUCACGGGAAAAAGUGUAACGUCGCUGCUGGGACAUGUGAGGACCCCUCAGGUUCUGAGCCCUGGCUGGAGAAGAAUCCCAGUCUACCAAUCAGACGACGGAAAGUUCCAAAGACCAAAGGUGCUGAUGUUCCCUGUAACGACACUGCGGCCUGUCCUGAUGGAGACACGUGCUGUAAGAACGCUCAGGGAGAUUGGAAGUGCUGUCCUUUACCUGAGGCCGUGUGCUGUGAUGACUUUGUGCACUGCUGUCCUCACGGGAAAAAGUGUAAUGUCGCUGCUGGGACAUGUGAGGACCCCUCAGGUUCUGUGCCCUGGCUGGAGAAGAAGCCCAGUCUACCAAUCAGAGGACGGAAACCUUUGGAUAAAGUGAAAGGUCAAAACACAGCAGCCAACGUGAGCUGUGACUCCAGCCAUUCCUGCCCACCGUCCAGCACCUGCUGCAAGGAUGUGGAAGCAGACUGGAGCUGCUGCCCUUUCACUCAGGGUGUGUGCUGUAAGGAUCAUUUACAUUGCUGCCCUCAUGACACUACCUGUAACUUCAGAACGCUCGCCUGCGACAAAGGCGACACCUCUGUCCCGAUGGCCAUGGUAGUCAAAGCUUUUGGACGGCCAGCACAGAGGAAGGAGAACGAGGAGGUGAAAGUGGAGAAGAAGCCAAAGAAGAACGAAGGAAAUGGCAGCAUUCAGUGUGAUGAACACCAUUCCUGUCCUGAUCACACAACCUGCUGCUUCAUCAGCAAAACCCAGAAAUGGGGAUGCUGCCCUCUGCCUAACGCUGUGUGUUGUAAGGAUGGAGAACAUUGCUGUCCAGAGCAGUAUAAGUGUGAUACGUCUCAGACUUCUUGCAUUAAGGGUGAUGUGGUCAUUCCCUGGUACACUAAAGUGGCAGCUGAGAGCAGCCCUGACCAAAGCGCUGUCAGGUGUGACUCACAGACAAGCUGCCCCAUUGGCGCCACCUGCUGUAGGCUUGGGACAGGAAAAUGGGGCUGUUGUCCUCUUCCUGAGGCCACCUGCUGCCCAGACAGAGAGCACUGCUGCCCUAAGGGCUACAUGUGUGAUGAGGACUCGAGAUCUUGUGUGAAGACCAUCCUACUUCAGGUGGAGACGGUUCCCUUAACACACAUCAGGCACCUGCAUAAGGACAUACAGUGCGGAGGGGGAUUCAUCUGCAAGGACACUGAGGCCUGCUGUAAAACUUCUCGGAGCACCUGGGGCUGCUGCCCGUUUGCAAAGGCUGUGUGUUGCAGUGAUAUGAAGCAUUGCUGUCCAGCUGGAUACAACUGUGGAGAGGGCGGCGUUUGCACUCAAACAACGGGCUUCAACUGGGACCACUGGCAGGUGUUCUUCUCCAGGAAGAAGCGAGCGCUCCUCGUAUAAACCCUGCCGAGGAUGUCCUACUGAUUUAGAACUCACACACAUGUACAUACACUGUCCUUUAAAAGUUUGAGUGUGUUUUACCCUUUUUUUUACACUUUCUAAGUAAAUUCCAAUUUUUGUUGAUACUUUUCAGCAGAAGUAGGUUGUUAGUAUAAAACAACUUUAUACAAAUGAUUUGAGUAUAUUUAAUGACUUCAUGCUUAUCAAAGUGUCUUGGGUGGUAUGAAGAGCAGACAGCACUAGCACUAGUAAUUAAAAAGCACAUAUUAAAACUCUUUUGGUCUAAAGGUGGAUUAAGUAUCUGGAAGGUUUGAGUGUCAACAUCCCCCAGAGCAAGGGCAUACAGUGCAUGGCCUUUGGUUUUAUUCUCAGGGUUGGGCUUUUAUCAGCGGUUUCUGAAGAUAACUGACAAAGAAAACAUGCUUAUUUGUUUUAAAAACUUCCCAAACUUUUGAAGGACAGUGUAAAACCAUAGAUAUGUCAUUUACACAUUAAACUAAUCAAAAUCUGGCAUCAUGCUUAUAGAUAUGGAGAUUACAGUUGAUUUUUUUUUUUUUUUUUACAAAGGAAUUAAGAAUCUAAGGGCUGAGUUUCAUUCUGAAGAUUUGUUUGCACUAUUGAGCCAUCUCAUAUUGUACUUAAAUUUCCAAGUUCUUAGAAAUAAUUGAGCCAUUUAAAGUCACCAUCCAACAGUUUUUUUAAUCAUCAUCAUCAUACUUUGUCAUUUUUGUCAGAUUUUAAUUUUAAAAACAUUUCUGCAAAAUGUAAACAUAAUAAUUCAGAGUGGUUUUGAUGUGCAAAGUCUGAGACAUUGUUUUAUGAUAGGUUUGACAAUUUUUGGGCCUAAAAAAAUUACUUUUAAAUCCAUUCUUGGUGGAGGUGUACAUGCAGGGUGUUGUGAGGCAAUUUAUUUUUUCAGAUUAUGCAUUAUUUUACCACCAUUACAUCACAUUACAUUUACUAUUACAUUAAAACCUCAGAAAUCUUGUGAUUUUGGAGGGUAAAUAAAAUGUUAAAUUUAAAAAGUAAAUAAAGGUUUCUCUGCAAUGAACCCUUUCACAUCAAACCACUGAAUGAAUUUGCUUACAUCUCAACAGCUGAAUUAUGCAGAACAUUUGAAAAACAAGUGGGAUUCCCCUUUAAGUCCAUGUUGAAUAGUGGAUGCCAUCUAAUGGUUUUUACUUUGGUCUUAAAUGCACUUUCCUCAGGAGGUGCGUUUAUUUUGGCUGAAUUUCUUCUUCAGUUUUCCAGCACACAGCACUGCUUAAUUGAACUCUCUGAAAUAAUAAAACACAAAACACACGUUGUGUCAUGAUGAAUUUGACUGUAAAGAAUGAUUAUUUCCCAAAUUACCAGCAGUGUGGCCAGUGUGGUCUUCUUAACGGUAUUACACUGACUUCAUGUACAGUAGUUGAAUUGUUGUUGAUCAGAACGUGUUGAGAUGCAUGAGGAAGCUGAAUGUCCAGUGCCUCCUGAAGUUGAAUUAAAAAUAUGACACCAUUUCAA